Molecule: messenger RNA, 729 nt
Organism: Vairimorpha ceranae
Lineage: Eukaryota; Fungi; Microsporidia; Nosematidae
Product: pp-loop atpase
Exons: 1
Coding region: 1-729 (242 amino acids)
Biological process (GO): protein histidyl modification to diphthamide
Molecular function (GO): diphthine-ammonia ligase activity
Source: RefSeq, a predicted model, not a curated record
AUGAAAUUUAUUGCGCUUGUAAGUGGAGGUAAGGAUAGUAUAUAUACAAUACAAGUUCUUAAAGAACAAGGACACACUCCUGUAGGAUUGUUAUACAUGAAAAAUACAAGUAGUUAUGUAGAUUCUUACAUGUACCAGACCGUUGGUUCAGAAGUUGUAGAACUUUUUGGUAAAUGUAUGGACUUGCCGUUGUUUCUAUAUGAAACAAAAUGUGAAACGGUAAAUACAGAAUUAGAGUAUAAAAUUAAUGAGACAGAUGAGGUAGAAGACUUAUAUGAAGCUAUAAAAGAUGUGCAAACUAAAUUAGAUUUUGAUGCUAUAUCGUCUGGUGCUAUUCUUUCUAUGUAUCAGAAAAAUAGAAUUCUCAAUGUAGCACAAAGACUUAAUAUUUCUUCUUUAACGCCUUUAUGGGGCCGAAAUCAAAGAGAGCUUUUAAUUGAAAUGGUUGAGAAUGAAAUUAAAGCUGAAAUUGUAAAAAUUGCGUCAUCAUUUCUUGACAAAACUUGGAUAGGUACAGAUAUUAGUAAAAUUUUAGAGACAAAUAUCUGUCUUUAUGAAAAUUUUUGUGGUGAAGGAGGGGAAUAUGAAACGGUUGUACUGGAUUGUAAGCUAUUUAAAUAUAAAAUAAAAUACAACAAGAAAGAAAUAUUUUGUCAUCCUGAUGAGAAUAUUGAUAAUGCGACAGUAUUUUUUUCUAAAUAUAUAAAUUUGUCUCUGGUUAAAAAAUAA